Messenger RNA from Strongylus vulgaris, 933 nucleotides. The record is from the annotation of a GenBank genome assembly. NCBI's taxonomy places the organism in Eukaryota, Metazoa, Nematoda, Chromadorea, Rhabditida, Strongylidae.
AUGAAGCAGCUGCUGUUUUAUUCGAACCUAGCCUUGGAGCUUCGCACUCCUAAUCUGGGUGUUUCUGCCCUUUCAGAUGCUUCCGUCCUGUGCCGGCCAUUAAGCCGCACCGGACUGCAAAUCGUUAUUGCUUACAUCGUUUUGAAGCUACUCACUUAUGAGCGGACCUUUGUGUACAUAAUCAAUUGCGCCGGUCAUAUGUUUCCAAUAAUGUUCAUCUACUUCUGCGCUUAUGCUGCGUGGAUUUAUGUGCAGCAACCUGGAACAGUGAACAAGAAAGUAGCUCGAGUUCUUUCGCUGCCGAUCUGGGCCUACGUUCUAUGCUUCAUAUCAUGCUACUUCGGUCCCUUCCGAGCUGCCGUGUUCGGUGCAUCGGCUGCGGUACUCGGUGCACUUUCAGCCGGUUUGUGGCGAGUGGAUGACGGCGUUUCUGAGGUUUUUGUUGCAGAAGAUGCAGAUGAAGUUAAACUUUUGAAGGAAGAGGAGCCGACAAAACUUCCAACAGACGACACAGCUUCCGUUGUUUCCAUCGAUAAAGCCCUUGGUAGUGAUAAGAUCAUAUCCGUCAUCGUUGGAUUGUGUGCGCUGUCAUGGCUAGUACGUCAUGAUUCCGCUCUGCUACUCAUUCUGAUCCCAUUCAUCUUUGCUUCCAUCCGCAGAGCUGGCUCUAGCAGUGGUUUUACUCCUGCUCUUUAUGGAGGUUUGUCUUCAUUCUGGGAGCGUGUAUAUCCGCAUGUCAAGAGAGUUGUUGAUAUCACCGUGGCAGGACCAUUACGUCAGUUUGUGAAGGUGCUUUUUACCUCAGACCAAAUGUUGGUUGAGUCUCUACAUUCAAAGAUGGAUUUCCUGUCUUCUGUUGUUGUCAUGCUUCUCCUAGCAUUGUCGGCAAUUUCCGCCCUGACAUUUGUUGGAUUCCAAUUGCAUAAUGAAACG